This is a messenger RNA of Danio aesculapii, 16811 nucleotides long. RefSeq names its product low density lipoprotein receptor-related protein 2a (gene lrp2a). The record is from RefSeq and is a predicted model, not a curated record. Lineage: Eukaryota; Metazoa; Chordata; Actinopteri; Cypriniformes; Danionidae. Gene Ontology annotation, molecular function: calcium ion binding; protein binding.
GGGCUGGACGCGUCACAAUGCACACACAACUUCUCCUCAUUUUCGCUUUAUGUGCUCUACAGUGCGACUGUCAAGGUUCGGGUUGUGAGUCGGGAUCUUUCCGCUGCGGGACAGGCCGGUGUAUUCCAGUCACCCAGAGAUGCGAUGGGACAACGGACUGUUCGGAUAACUCAGAUGAAAGUGGCUGCCCUCAGCCCACCUGCGAGAGCGCUCAGUUCCAGUGCUUGAGUGACGGCGAGUGCAUUCCUCAGCACUGGGUCUGCGAUGAUGAGGAAGAUUGCGAAGAUGGCUCCGAUGAAAGGCAGCACUGCCCUGGCAGGACGUGCUCCAGUUCACAGUUCACCUGCACCAACGGGGCCUGCAUCCCUGGAGGGUACAGGUGUGACCGAGUGCCCGACUGUCUGGAUGGAGCAGACGAGAGGAACUGCUUUUACCCAGAAUGCUCAGAGCUGAGGUGCGCUAACGGGGCGUGUUUUAAUCGGAGCCAGCGCUGUGACCAGGUGCUCAACUGCCGAGACGGCUCAGAUGAGGCCAACUGCACCCAGCGGUGCAGCAGUGGUCAGUUUCAGUGCAGUAAUGGUGAAUGUAUUCCUCGCGGAUACAUCUGCGAUCAUGAUGACGAUUGUGGAGACAGAAGUGAUGAACAAAACUGCACCUAUCCCACCUGCAGAGGCACAUACUUCACCUGUCCCAGCGGCCGCUGCAUCCAUCAGGUCUGGCUGUGUGAUGGAGAGGACGACUGUGAGGACAAUGCGGACGAGAAAGGCUGCGAUAAUGUCCAGCGGGAGUGUUAUCCAGGCGAAUGGCCGUGUCCUUCUUCUGGUGUCUGCAUCCCUUUUGACCACCUCUGUGAUGGGACGGUCCACUGCCCUGAUGGAGAAGAUGAGAGCAACAUCACCGCCGGACGCAACUGCAGUAUCUGGCGCUGUGCUUCGCUGAGCUGUGAACAUCACUGUCACGCGUCCCCAGACGGAGGAACCUGUGCUUGUCCACCUGGAUAUGUGCUCAACACAAAUGACAGCCGCUCCUGCAUAGAUUAUGAUGACUGCAGUCUGUGGGGAAUGUGUGAUCAGCUGUGUGAGGAUCGCAUUGGGAGUCACCGCUGCAGCUGUCGGGACGGUUAUAUUCUGGAGCAGCACAGAUACUGCAGAGCAAAUCCCUCAUCUGGCGUGCCUUCGCUUAUAUUCUCCAACGGCAGAGACCUGCUGAUCGCUGAUGUUCAUGGACACGGCUCUCAAACACUGGUUCAGUCCCAGAACAGAGGAGCCGCUGUUGGUGUGGAUUUCCAUUACCAGCUGCAAAGGGUCUUUUGGACGGACACAAUCCAAAAUAAGGUGUUUUCUGUGGAUAUGGACGGCUCGCGUCUGCAGGUGGUGCUGAACGUGUCGGUGGACUAUCCUGAAAACCUCGCCGUGGACUGGGUGAACAAUAAGCUGUAUGUGGUGGAGGCCAGUGUCAACAGGAUCGACAUGGUGGACCUGGAUGGCAGCAAUCGGGUCACGCUGAUCGCAGAGCACCUGGGAAACCCAAGAGGACUCGCGCUCGACCCGACCGUAGGGUAUCUUUUUUUCUCUGACUGGGACACUCUGAAUGGAGAACCGGGUUUGGAAAGAGCCUACAUGGACGGCACCAAUCGCUACGGGAUCAUCAGGACCAAACUGGGCUGGCCUGCAGGAAUCACUCUGGACCUCGAGGCCAAAAGAGUAUAUUGGGUGGACAGUCGAUAUGAUUACAUCGAAACCACAACUUAUGAUGGACUUCACAGGAAAACGGUGGUUCAUGGUGGUUCGGUGAUUCCUCAUCCAUUUGGCAUUACUCUGUUUGAGCAUUCAGUUUAUUACACUGACUGGACUAAGAUGGCUGUUAUGAAGGCUAAUAAAUACAGCGACAGCAGCCCACAAGAGCUCUACAGGACCUCACAGAGACCAUAUGGCCUGACCGUGGUACAUUCAUACAAACAGCCAUUUGUCAGUAACCCGUGCGGCGCUGAUCGAGGUGGCUGUGAGCACAUCUGUGUUCUGAGUCACAGAACUGAUAAUGGUGGUCUGGGAUAUCGCUGCCGCUGCCGAAUGGGCUACGAUCUGCACGCUGACGGCAAGAGAUGCGUCGCUGUGAGGCAGUUUCUGCUCUUCUCCAGUCAGUUGGCGGUCCGAGGAAUCCCCUUCAAUCUGUCCACACAGGAGGACAUCAUUCUGCCAGUCACAGGAACGCCGUCUUAUUUUGUGGGAGUGGACUUCAGUGCUGAGGAUAAUUCAAUAUUCUUCUCUGAUACGGUGAAGGACAUCAUCUACAAACAGAAAGUUGAUGGAACCGGUCGGGAGGUUCUGGCAGCUAAUCGGGUGGACGGUGUGGAAGAUCUGGCCUAUGAUUGGAUAUCGAAGAAUUUAUACUGGACGGAUCCACGUUACAGGAGUAUUUCUGUCAUGAAGGUGGCGGAUAAGUCCAGGCGAGCCAUCGUACGCAACCUCAACAACCCCAGAUCCAUAGUGGUCCAUCCAGUGGCUGGGUUUAUUUUCUGGACUGACUGGUACCGUCCUGCGAAGAUCAUGCGGGCUUGGGGGGACGGUUCACAUGCUCAGUCCAUAGUAAACACCACUCUCGGCUGGCCCAACGGCCUGGCCAUUGACUGGAGUGCCAUGCGCUUGUAUUGGGUGGACGCCUUCUUUGAUAAGAUCGAGCACAGCAACUUUGAUGGACAGAACCGCUUGUCUUUGGAUCGAAUCACUCAGAUCUCACACCCGUUUGGACUCACUGUAUUUGGAGGUUACGUGUACUUCACUGACUGGCGGCUGGGUGGAAUCGUGAGGGUCCGUAAAACAGAUGGAGGAGAGAUGAUGACCAUUCGCCGAGGGAUCAGCCACAUCAUGCAUGUCAAAUCUUUCAACGCUGACUCACAGAUUGGGUUUAACUUCUGCAGCAGGCAAACUAACCCAAACGGAGACUGCAGCCACUUCUGUUUCCCAGCACCAAACUCCCAAAGAGUAUGUGGCUGUCCGUAUGGAAUGAAGCUGGAAGCGAAUCAGCAGACGUGUGUUGAUGAUCCAUCAAACGAGCCGCCGACUCUCCAGUGCGGUUCCAACUCUUUCUCAUGCACAAACGGGAGAUGCGUCCCACACAGCUACCAAUGUGACGGCGUCGAUGACUGUCACGAUAACAGCGACGAGGCCCACUGCGGCGCUCAUAAUAACACUUGCUCUCCCGUCGCCUUCACCUGUGCCAAUCAGCGCUGUGUGCCCAGAAGCUGGCACUGCGACGGGCACAAUGACUGUUUUGAUGGCAGUGACGAGAGGGACUGUCCCACUCAGACCCCUGGCACAUGCCCGGCAGACCAGUUCAGCUGUGCCAACCAUUACUGCAUCCCUCGCACUUGGCUCUGUGACACCGACAACGACUGUGGAGACGGAUCAGACGAAAACAACUGCGAUUCGAUUGGCACGUGUUACCCUGGUCAGUUCCAGUGUCCAGACCAUCGCUGCAUCGACCCCAAUUACGUGUGUGAUGGAGACAGAGAUUGUGCUGAUGGUGCAGAUGAACAAGGCUGUGUGUACAACUGCACAGCCUAUGAGUUUAAGUGUGCAAACGGCCAUCAGUGUGUGAACUCGUACUACAGAUGUGACGGCGUUUUUGACUGCAAUGACCGCUCUGAUGAAUCUGGUUGUCCCACUAGGCCUCCGGGCAUGUGCCACCAUGAGAGUGAGUUUCAGUGCCAGUCGGACGGCAGCUGUGUGCCAGUGAACUGGGAAUGUGACGGUCAUCCGGACUGUGAGGACGGUUCAGACGAGCACCACGCGUGUCCACCGCGCACCUGUCCCACCACGCAGUUCCGCUGCGACAACGGCAACUGUGUUUACCGCGGCUGGAUCUGCGAUGGAGAUAAUGACUGUCGAGACGGCAGCGAUGAGAGAGACUGUCCCACCCCACCGUUCCGCUGUCCCAGCUGGCAGUGGCAGUGUCCUGGACACAGUGUGUGUGUGAACCUCAGCAGGGUGUGUGACAACACUCCAGACUGUCCCAACGGAGCUGACGAGUCCCCGCUCUGCAAUCAGGAGAGCUGCUCGGACAAUAAUGCGGGCUGCACUCACGGCUGCAUCCAGGGCCCGUUCGGAGCCCAGUGCACGUGUCCCAUGGGCUUCCAGCUGAGCAACGACUCGAAGACGUGUGAGGACAUUGAUGAAUGUCACCCACCAGGCGUCUGCAGCCAACACUGCUUCAACGAGAGAGGCUCCUUCCGCUGCCACUGUCAGGAUGGAUACAUGCUGGAGGCAGACGCACGAACAUGCAAAGCCUCGGGAUCUCGAGAAGCCUUGCUCUUAGUGGCGAGUAGGAACCAGAUUAUAUCUGAUGACAUCCUCGCCCAGCCCAACGCUAUUCGCUCUCUAGUGCGAGACGGACGUAACAUCGUAGCGGUGGAUUUCGACUCAGUCACGGACCGUAUUUACUGGUCUGACACCACGCAGGACAGAAUAUGGAGUGCUCACAAAAACGGGACUGACCGCACAGUGAUCUUUGACAGCGGAGUGACCGUCACUGAGAGCCUCGCCGUCGACUGGGUCGGCAGAAACCUGUACUGGACUGACUACAUUCUGGAGACUAUUGAGGUGUCCAAACUGGAUGGCUCCCACAGAACGGUGCUGAUCAGUGAAAACGUGACCAACCCAAGGGGUCUGGUAGUGGACCCUAGAAACAACACUCACCUGAUGUUUUGGACGGACUGGGGCAGGAAUCCUCGUAUUGAGAGAGCCAGUAUGGAUGGCAAGUUAAGGACCACAAUCAUCAGCAACAAACUCUACUGGCCCAAUGGCUUGACAAUUGACUACCCCAACAGUCUACUAUACUUUGCUGAUGCUUAUCUAGACUUUAUAGACUACUGCGAUUACAAUGGAAAGAACCGAAAACAAGUACUGGCCAGUGAUUUGGUACUGCAACAUCCCCACGCAAUUACCAUUUUUGAGGAUUUUGUCUAUUGGACCGACAGAUACGUCAACCGCGUGAUCCGGGCCAACAAGUGGCACGGACAGAACCAAUCGGUGAUGCUGUAUAAUCUGCCCCAGCCAAUGGGUCUGGUGGCACUUCACCCGGCUAGACAGCCAGCAGGUUAUAACCCAUGUGACCCUCAUUCAAGCCCAUGCACUCAUAUCUGCCUGCUGUCAGCUGUUGGUCCCAGGUUUUACUCCUGUGCCUGUCCAUCUGGCUGGACUCUCGCUGCUGACCAGUUCACAUGCGCUAGAGUUGAGGAUCCUUUCCUGGUGGUGGUGAGAGACAGCAUUAUUUAUGGCAUCCCACUCAACCCUAACGAAAAGAACAAUGAUGCCAUGGUACCAGUCGCCGGGCUGCUGAAUGGAUACGAUGUUGACUUUGAUGAUGCUGAGCAGAUGAUCUACUGGGUGGAACAUCCGGGGGAGAUUCACCGGGUGAAGUCAGAUGGUACCAAUAGAACUGAAUUCGCACCAGCAGCUAUUUUGGGGUCUCCGGUUGGUCUGGCUCUGGACUGGAUGUCUCAAAACCUGUACUACUCCAACCCCUCAUCACAGGCUAUAGAGGUUCUAAGGCUUAAAGGAGAAAUUCAGUACAGAAAAACCCUCAUCACGAACAACGGCUCACCUACAGGUGCAGGAGCUCCUGUUGGCAUUGCGGUGGAUCCGGCACGUGGAAAGAUGUACUGGACUGAUCAUGGAACAGAAAGCGGGAUCCCGGCUAAAGUGGCAUCGGCAGAUAUGGACGGCUCCAACGCGGCCAUCCUCUUCACACAUAAUCUAGAACAUGUGGAGUUUAUAACCAUAGACAUCAGAGAGAACAAACUCUACUGGGCCGUCACAGGGACUGGUGUGAUCGAGCGUGGUGACCCUGACGGAUCGAACCGCAUUACUAUGGUAAACGGACUGUCCCAUCCUUGGGGUGUGGCGGUGUACGACUCCUACCUGUACUUCACUGAUCGAGACUUUGAGGUGAUUGAACGUGUGGAUAAAGCCACAGGACUCAACCGGGUCGUAAUGCGGGAUAAUGUGGCCGGUCUCAGAGUACUCAAAGUACACCACAGAGACUCGUCAGCCGGUUCGUCUAACGGCUGCAGUAAUAAUGUGGGCACGUGUGAGCAGUUGUGUCUCCCUCGUCCCGGUGGUCUGUUCAGCUGUGCCUGUGCAACAGGGUUUAAACUCAGUGCUGAUAACCGGACCUGUUCUCCAUAUCAGUCAUACGUGGUGAUCUCUAUGCUCACUGCCAUUAAGGGCUUCAGUCUGGAGGGAGCGGAUCACUCUGAGUCAAUGGUGCCCGUGGCUGGAAGAGGCCGCAAUGCUCUUCAUGUAGACGUGCACAUGGCCUCUAGUUUCAUCUACUGGUGUGACUUCAGCAGCACCGUAGCGUCCCAGAACGGCAUCCGCAGGAUCAAACCGGAUGGAUCUGCAUUCCGCAGCAUCGUCACCUCUGGAAUCGGACGAAACGGCAUACGGGGCAUUGCCGUAGACUGGGCUGCAGGAAACCUCUACUUCACCAAUGCCUUUCUGACCGAGACGUACAUUGAAGUCAUUCGCCUCAAUACCACAUUCCGCCGUGUCCUUCUCAAGACGCAAGUAGACAUGCCCCGUCAUAUUGUGGUGGAUCCCAAAAACAGAUACCUCUUCUGGGCUGACUAUGGACAGACCCCCAAAAUCGAGCGAGCAUUUCUAGACGGCUCUAACCGGACAGCUUUGGUUUCCUCUGGCAUCAUCACCCCCAGAGGCCUUGCUCUGGACCACCGAGACGGAUUCAUCUACUGGGUGGAUGAUUCCUUGGAUAUGAUCGCACGAGUUCGGCCUGAAGGGGGCGAGACGGAGGUCGUCCGCUACGGAAGCCGCUAUCCGACUCCAUAUGGCAUCACUGUGUUUGAAGGAAAUGUAAUCUGGGUGGACAGAAACCUCAAGAAAGUCUUCCAAGCAAGCAAACAGCCUGGUGCAACCGACCAGCCGGUCGUGAUCCGAGACAACAUCAACAUGCUGCGAGACGUCACUAUUUUUGACCGCAGAAUGCAGCCAGGUUCAACCCAUGAGCUCAAUAACAACCCCUGCUUAGAGUCAAAUGGAGGCUGUGCUCAUUUCUGCUUCGCCAUGGCAGGAGCUCAGACCAGGAAAUGUUCGUGUGCCUUUGGGAAUCUGGCUGCGGAUGACAGCAGCUGUGUGGUCCGGGAUGACUACCUCAUUUAUACCACAGAAAGCACUGUGCGCUCUCUGCGGCUGGACCCAGAGGAUCAUUCGCUGCCCUUUCCUGUGGUUAACGUGCCCCGCACUUCGGUGGCGCUUGAUUUCGACCGCUUGGAUGGCAGGAUCUAUUUCACCCAGAGCUCGGGAGCGGGCCAGAGCAAGAUUAGCUUCAUUACUUUGGCUUCGCCUACCUCUCCCGCUACUGAGGUGGCCUCAGAUCUGGGAGCUCCUGAUGGCAUCGCGUAUGACUGGAUCAACAGGAGGAUCUAUUACAGUGACUACAUUAACCAGACGAUCAGCUCUAUGGCAGUGGAUGGAUCUCAGAGGACUGUUGUGGCACAGGUGCCCAGACCCAGAGCCAUCAUGCUGGAUCCGUGUAGAGGGUAUAUGUACUGGACCGAUUGGGGAACCAAUGCAAAGAUAGAGCGCGCAACCCUCGGAGGAAACUUCAGGACAGAGAUUGUCAACACUAGUCUGGUUUGGCCAAACGGAUUGACGCUGGACUAUGAUGAUCAGAGGCUCUACUGGGCAGAUGCCAGCUUGCAGAAGAUUGAAAGGUGCUCGCUCACUGGCACUAACCGUGAGGUUAUCGUAGGCACCGCUAUUUACCCAUUUGCAAUGGCGGUUUAUGAUCAGCAUAUCUACUGGACGGACUGGAACACGCGCAGCAUCUACCGCGCAAACAAGCAUGACGGGUCUGAUCAGAGAGUGAUGCUACAAAAUCUUCCAUCCCGGCCAAUGGAUAUCCACGUCUUAUCUAACAGCAAACAGCAGCAGUGCAGCAGUCCCUGUGAGCAGUUCAACGGUGGAUGCAGCCACAUUUGCACUCCAGGUCCUCAGGGAGCAGAGUGUCAGUGUCCUUCAGAGGGCCGCUGGUAUCUAGCCGACAACAAACACUGCAUUCCUGACAAUGGCACGCGCUGCCAGGCCGGCCAGUUUACUUGCAUGAAUGGCCGCUGUAUCCGCUCACAGUGGAAAUGUGACAAUGAUGAUGACUGCGGAGAUGGCAGUGAUGAACUGGAGAGGGUCUGCGCAUUUCACACCUGCGAGCCCACAGUGUUCACCUGUGGAAAUGGUCGCUGCGUGCCCUAUCAUUACCGCUGCGAUCACUACAAUGACUGCGGGGAUAACAGCGAUGAGACGGGCUGCAUCUUCAGACCCUGCGACCCAAACACAGAGUUCUCCUGUAAUAACGGCCGCUGCAUUUCCAGGGAAUACAUCUGCAAUGGAAUCAACAACUGCUACGAUAAUGGGACCUCGGAUGAACAGAACUGCCCUGAGAGGACGUGUCAGCCUGAACACACCAAAUGCCAGUCGACCAACAUCUGCAUCCCGCGCUCGUAUCUGUGUGAUGGAGAUAAUGACUGCGGCGACAACAGUGACGAGAGUCCCACACACUGCGCCACAUCCACAUGCUCCCACAAUGAGUUCCGCUGCUCGAGUGGACGCUGUAUUCCUGGCCACUGGUACUGUGAUGGAGGAACAGACUGUAAUGAUGGAUCUGAUGAGCCCAUUACCUGUACCUCUCUGGUGAGGACCUGCAACUCGGAGCAGUUUCGCUGUGAUGACGGACGCUGCAUCGCCUCCUCCUGGAUCUGUGACGGAGACAACGACUGCGGAGACAUGAGCGACGAGGACCAGAGACACAACUGUGCAAACCGCACGUGCUCAGCCCAGGAGUUCACCUGUGUGAAUAACCGGCCUCCUCAGAGGAAGUGUAUCCCUCGGGAAUGGGUGUGUGACGGGGAUGCAGACUGUUCAGAUGCCUUCGAUGAGCAUCAGAACUGCACCCGCCGGUCCUGCUCCGCCAAUGAGUUCACCUGCAACAACGGCCUCUGCAUCCGCAGCUCAUACAGGUGUGAUCGGCGUAAUGACUGUGGAGACAGCAGUGAUGAGCAGGGCUGCACGUAUCAGCCGUGUCAGCAGCAUCAGUUCACCUGUCAGAACGGCCGCUGCAUCUCCAGUGAUUUCCUUUGUGACGGAGACAACGACUGUGGGGAUGAGUCUGAUGAGCUGGACCACCUGUGCAGGACGCCUGCACCCACCUGCCCGCCGGCACACUUCCGCUGCGACAAUGGCAACUGUGUGCUGCAGAGCCAAGUGUGUGACAGAAACGACGACUGCAGCGAUAACAGCGAUGAGAAGGGCUGCGGCAUCAACGAAUGCACAGACCCAUCAAUGCACCACUGCGACCACAACUGCACCGACACCCCGACCAGCUUCAUCUGCACCUGCCGGCCUGGCUACCGCCUCAUGUCUGACAACAAAACCUGCGACGACAUCGACGAGUGCUCCGUCACACCCAGCGUCUGCAGUCAGGUCUGUGAAAACACCCUGGGCUCAUACGUCUGCAAAUGCGCUCCGGGAUUCCUCCGUGAACCCGAUGGUCACAGCUGCAGACAAAACAGCAACAUCCACCCUUAUUUAAUCUUCAGCAACCGCUACUACCUGCGCAAUCUGUCCACGGACGGAGAGGCCUAUUCGCUCAUCCUGCAGGGUCUGAGUAGUGUGGUGGCGCUUGAUUUCGACCGUGUGGACAAACGCUUGUAUUGGAUCGACGUGAGCCGCAGAGUGCUGGAGCGGAUGUUUUUUAACGGGACGGGCCGGGAGGCUGUGGUCAAUGGGGUUUUGCAUGGCGAAGGGCUGGCGGUGGACUGGAUCGGGAGGAAGCUUUAUUGGGUGGACAGUUUUCUGGAUUGUCUGAAAGUCUCGGAGCUGGAUGGACGCUUCGUGAGGAAGUUAGCUGAACACUGCGUUGAUGAUAAUCACACAUACUGCUUCCAGAAUCCCAGAGCCAUCGUGCUGCAUCCUAAAUUUGGGUAUGUGUACUGGACUGACUGGGGAGACAGAGCGUUCAUUGGUCGUGUUGGGAUGGAUGGAAAUAACAAGUCUGCCAUCAUCACUACUAAGAUCGAGUGGCCGAACGGUCUGACCAUCGACUACACCAACGACAAAUUGUACUGGUCUGACGCUCAUCUCAACUACAUCGAGUUCUCAGAUCUGGACGGACGUCACAGACACACAGUGUACGACGGUGUCCUGCCUCAUCCGUUUGCCAUCACAGUUUUCGAGGACACCGUUUACUGGACGGACUGGAACACUCGAACAGUGGAGAAGGGCAACAAAUACAACGGCUCCGGCCGAGAGGCGCUGGUCAACACCACACACCGACCCUUUGACAUCCACGUGUGUCACCCUUACCGUCAGCCUAUAGUGACGAACCCCUGUGCACUCAAUAACGGCGGCUGUUCUCACCUGUGUCUUCUGCGGGCCGGAGGUCAGGGUUACACCUGCGAGUGUCCAGAUCACUUCCUGACGGUGCAGAUCGCCGGUAUUGCACGAUGUUUACCCAUGUGCUCCAGCACGCAGUACAGAUGCGCAGACAAUGAACGCUGUAUCCCCAUCUGGUGGAAGUGUGACGGUCAGCGGGACUGUAGAGACGGAUCGGAUGAACCCUCUACGUGUCCCGUCCGGCACUGCAGGCUCGGUCAGUUCCAGUGUGAUGAUGGAAACUGCACCAGUCCACACUUCCUCUGCAACUCCAAUCAGGACUGUCCUGAUGGCUCCGAUGAAGACACUGUGCUCUGUGCCACUCAUCAGUGUGAGUCUCAUCAGUGGCAGUGUGCCAACAAGCGCUGCAUCUCUGAGGCCUGGCAGUGUGACGGAGAGAACGACUGCGGCGACGGCUCCGAUGAAGAUCCCGCUCACUGCUCGAGCCGCACCUGCAGACCGGGACAGUUCAAGUGCAGGAACGGACGCUGCAUACCCAACACCUGGAAGUGUGACGUGGACGAUGACUGUGGAGACAACUCUGACGAACCUAUCGAUGAGUGCAUGGGUCCGGCAUACAGAUGUGACAAUCACACAGAGUUUGCCUGCAGGACGAACUACCGCUGUGUUCCUCUGUGGGCCGUGUGUAAUGGACACAAUGACUGCAGAGACAACAGUGAUGAACAGAACUGUGAGGAGUUGACGUGUGAGCCGUCGGGUGAUUUUCGCUGUGAUAACCACCAGUGUAUCCCGCUGCGCUGGCGCUGUGAUGGAGACGACGACUGUGGCGACGGCUCAGAUGAACACAACUGCACUCCUCGUCCAUGCACAGAGAGCGAGUACCGCUGCGACAACCUGCACUGCAUUCCUGACCGCUGGGUUUGUGACCAUGACAAUGACUGCGAGGACAAUUCAGACGAGAGAGACUGUGAGCUGCGGACCUGCCACCCAGGCUACUUCCAGUGCGCCAGCGGACACUGCAUCGCUGAGCGCUUUAAAUGCGACGGCAAUGCUGACUGUCUCGACUUCACUGAUGAAAGUUCCUGUCCCACACGCUACCCGAACAGCACCUACUGUCCACCCUUCCUGUUUGAGUGUAAGAACCAUGUGUGUGUGCAGCAGCACUGGAUAUGUGAUGGAGAUAAUGACUGCGGGGACAACUCAGAUGAGGAGCUACAUCUCUGCUUGGACAUCUCAUGUGAUCCUCCUUUCCGUUUCCGCUGUGAUAACAACCGCUGCAUCUACAGUCAUGAGGUCUGCAACUCUAUAGAUGACUGUGGUGAUGGAACAGAUGAGAGGGCGGAGCAUUGCGUGACUCCCACACACGGUCCCUGCUCUGCAGACGAGUAUAAAUGUGGGAACGGUCAGUGUAUUCCUCUGCAGUAUGCCUGCGAUGACUACGAUGACUGUGAAGACCAGAGUGAUGAACUCGGCUGCUACUUCGGCCACGGACGCUCAUGCAGUGAAAACCUAUGUGAGCAUAACUGCACGGAUUUGUCAGCUGGAGGCUUUAUUUGCUCCUGUAGACCUGGAUAUAAACCCAACCCCGAGGACAAAAAUACCUGCGAAGAUGUGGAUGAGUGUGAGAUUUAUGGCACAUGUCCUCAACUGUGCAGGAACACUAAGGGCAGCUAUGAGUGUUUCUGCGCUGAAGGGUUCCGAUCAGUAGGAGAGCAGCCAGGAGUCGAAUGCGCCGCUGAGGGAAAUCCUCCAGUGUUGUUGUUGCCUGAUAAUGUUCGUAUCCGGCGCUUUAACCUGUCAUCAGCGCAGUAUUCAGAUUAUGUGGAUAACGCUGAGCACAUUCAGGCGCUGGACUACCUGUGGGACCCAGAAGGCCUCGGGCUCAGUAUCGUGUACUGGACAGUAUUGGGCCGUGGGUCGGAUUUUGGCUCCAUUAAGAGGGCCUACAUGACCACGUUUGAUGACCAUGGCAAUAAUCCAGUGAAGGAGGUGGACCUGAACCUCAGAUACGUCUCCAGUCCGGACGGCAUCGCUGUUGACUGGAUCGGACGUCAUAUAUACUGGACGGAUGCUGGAACGAACAGAAUUGAAGUGGCCAAACUGGAUGGACGUUACAGAAAGUGGUUGAUUCACAAUGAUCUCGAUCAGCCGGCUGCUAUUGUGGUCAAUCCCAGUCUCGGUAAGAUGUUCUGGACAGACUGGGGAAGAAAGCCUAGGAUCGAGACCGCAUGGAUGGACGGUCAGCAAAGAGAAGUGCUUCUGGAUGAAGAUCUGGGCUGGCCUACAGGUUUAGCACUAGACUACCUGAAUGAAAACCGCAUCUACUGGUGUGACUCAAAAGAGAACAUCAUCGAGUCCAUGAAAGUGGACGGAUCCGACCGACAGAUCAUCAUAUCUGGAGACAUCGGUCACCCCUACAGUCUGGAUGUGUUCGAGGGCCACGUUUACUGGACGACUAAAGAGAAGGGAGAAGUGUGGAAGAAAGAUAAGUUUGGGAAAGGAGACAAUGUGAAAGUGUUGACUAUAAACCCCUGGCUGACCCAAGUGAGAAUCUACCAGGAGCAUCGACACAACCACUCAGUGUUGAACCCGUGUCAGGACGCCUGCAGUCACCUGUGCCUCCUGCGUCCGGGUGGAUUCACCUGUGCCUGUCCACAGGGAUCCACACUGCUCAGCUUCAACAAAAACCAGUGUGAUGCCGCCAUUGAGGUCGAGGUGUCCAUGCCGCUUGCAUGCAGAUGCAUGAAUGGAGGAACGUGCUUCACUGAUGAAGGAGGCCUACCCAAGUGCAAGUGUCCGUACGGUUACUCUGGUAGUUACUGUGAAAUGGGCAAGUCUAGAGGAGCUCCCGCUGGCACAGCCGUGACGGUGCUGUUAGCAGUAGUGAUCAUUCUGGUGACUGGAGCUCUGGUUGUGGGAGUUUUCCUCAACUACAGGAGAACUGGAUCUCUCAUCCCGUCAAUGCCUAAACUACCCAGUCUGAGCAGUCUGGUGAAGUCUGGAGACACUGGGAAUGGAGUGUCCUUUCACUCAGGUGAUAAUGUGACCAUGGAUCUGGAGCCACAGACUCUUGGGGUGUCUUUCAUCGACAGGGCCAUGCAGCUGGAUGAGAAUUUUGCAGACCCUGGACGGCAGCCAAUCACGUUUGAGAAUCCUCUGUACUCGACAGCAGCCGCUCCAUCCAGUGAUCCUGCAGUAAUACACGCUACACAGGUCACUGUGAACGUCAGUGCGGACCAGGUGGACAAUAACUUCUCAAACCCCACGUAUCAACAGGCAGUGGAGGUGAAGAGCGAACAUGUAGAGGAGAAAAACACACAGGAGUCCAAAUGGAGCUUCUUUAAAAGAAAACUGAAGCCAAGCACAACAUUUGAAAACCCUACUUAUUCAGAGAUGCAGGAUGAGCAGACUACUGGUGCAGCAGACAGCAGCUCUACAGCACAGCCGUCUCCGUUUGUUCCUCCCAAACCUCCUAAACGAGACAAACUGAGCACAUUUACACCCACAGAGGACACUUUCAGAGACACGGCCAACCUGGUGAAAGAGGACAGUGACAUAUGACACACACACACUCACGGGAAAUACAAAGACACACUCCCUUUGCACAGAAUCUAUUUUUAUAUGCAGCCUGCAUACGACAGAAAUCAAUUGAAGAUUAUUUUUGAAACAGAAAAAAAAACUAUAGAUGAGAUCAGAUGAAAUAUUUGUAUAGCCGACAGACAGAAAAGAGACUUUGCCUUCUGAUACUUUGUAUGCCAAUUCAUGUUGUAUGAUUCUUUUUUAUUAUUAUUAUUAUUAUUAUUGUGACGUCGUAUUUGUAUAUCUUUGCACUGAUGCUGCUGAAGGAGAAUGUUAUUGAAUAUUUUGUACAUUUGUAAAUUGAGAAGAUUUUUUUGUUUGUUUUUUUGGUUUGAUAAGUAUCAGACAUUAUUAUGAAAUAGAUUAUUACUUAUUCCUGGAGAUUCACACACACAGACAUACGUAUAUGCCAACAAUACUGAGUAAAAGUGCUUUGAGAGCCGACUGAGACUUCUGCCGUUUGAUCUGAUUAUUUUUUUAAUAAUGUUUUUUUUUUUUUCCCAAAAUGAGAAAACACAAAGCAUAUACACUACUUGACAAAAGUCUUGUCGCCUGUUUUAGGACCAACAAAUAAUAACUUGACUCCUAGUUGACCAUUUGGUAUCAGAAGUGGCUUAUAUUAAAGGCAAAGGCCUCUAGAUUAUGCUUACCUUACCAAAAUAAUAUAUGAUCAGGUCUUAAAUUUCAAUUGUUUCAUUAGGACUUUUCUUAGACAAAAGUCUCGUCACUUAACAGAAAUAAUGUCCAGUAUAGAAUAUAAAGUCAUGCUGCAGUGGAAAAAGAGUUAAUAUUGUGUCUGACUCCAUCAUGAGCUUGGAGGACUGCAUCCAUACAUCUCUGCAAUGACUCAAAUCACUCAUUAAUAAAGUCAUCUGGAAUGGCAAAGAAAGCGUUCUUGCAGGACUCCCAGAGUUCAUCAAGAUUCUUUAGAUUCAUCUUCAAUGCCUUCUCCAUCUUACCCCAGACAUGCUCAAUAAUGUUCAUAUAUGGUGACUGGGCUGGCCAAUCCUGGAGCAGCUUGACCUUCUUUGCCUUCAGGAACUUUGAUGCGGAGGCUGAAGUAUGAGGAGCGCUAUCCUGCUGAAGAAUUUGUCCUCUACUGUGGUUUGUAAUGUAAUGGGCAGUACAAAUGUCUUGAUACCUCAGGCUGUUGAUGUUGCCAUCCACCCUGCAGAUCUUUGCACGCCCCCAUACUUAUUGUAACCCCAAACCAUGAUUUUUUCUUCACCAGACUUGACUGAUUGCUGUCAGAAUCUUGGGUCCAUGCAGGUUCCAGUAGGUCUUCUGCAGUAUUUGUGAUGAUUGAGAUGCAGUUCAACAAAUGAUUCAUCAGAGAAUUCGACCCUCUGACACUUUUCCAAAUGAUCAACUAGAAGUCAAGUUAUUAUUUGUUGCUCUUACAACUGGGAUCGACGACAAGACUUUUGUCAGGUAGUGUACAUUUCUUACUGUAUGUACCUACCUGUAUACCUCAUCUGUCAAGAUUGAAAAAAAGAGCAAAACACUACAAUAUGAUGGAGAUAUCAAUCAUGUGAUGAUCAACUGAGUGCUAUUAAAGUAAUGGUUUAUACAACAAACAAAAUAAUUAAUAAAAUGGUAAAUAUUUACUCACCAGCUCCAGAAAAGCAUAAAAUUAUGUCUACAGCUAUGGAGAAUAUAGGUGGCUAUAGUGGUUAACAAGAAGCAAGAAGGCCACUGGUUCGAGUCCCGACUGGAUCAGUUGGCAUUUCUGUGUGGAGUUAGCAUGUUCUCUCCAUGUUGGUGUGGGUUUCCUCCGGGUGCUCCGGUUUUCCUCCACAGUCCAAAGACAUGUGCUAUAGGUGAAUUGAAUAAACUAAAUUGGCCAUAGCGUAUGUGUGAAUGUGAGUGUCUAUGGAUGUUUCCCAGUAAUGGGUUGCAGCUGGAGGGCAUCAGCUGUGUAAAACAUAUGCUGGAUAUAUGUUGGCGGUUCAUUCUGCUGUGGCGACCCCUGAUAAAUAAAGGGACUAAGCCGAAGGAAAAUUAAUGAAUAACUUAAGAAAAGUUUAGAAAUGAGUCACAACAAAUGAAAAAGAUGUAAUAUUCUGACCAUUUUUCUGAAGAAAAAAUAUCUAAAUGACAAUAUUUUUAUUUCAAAUUGUUGGUAAACCUUUAAAGAAUUAAACAAUUGUUAACAUUUUACUCAAACACAUAGCUAAUACACCCAGAGAAAUAAAUUUCUAAAUUUUCUCCACAGUUGUAUCUGAAUAAUGCUUUCCAAUGACUUGACAAAAGCUUUCCAAUGAAAUGACGGUGAUCAAACCAUGUCAGAAAUUAUCCAAAUACAUGAUCCAGAGAAAGAGACUCUGAAUAAAGAAAGUCUGAAAUGAUACUAAUGCAGUGACAUAAACACUUCAUAAUAGAAUCUGAAGACACAUGCCGCUCCUGUUUAAACACUUAAAUCAGGGGUCACCAAACUUGUUCCUGGAGGGCCAGUGCCCUACAGAUUUUAGCUCCAACUCUAAUCAAACACACCUGAACAAGCUAAUCAAGGUCUUACUAGGUAUUCUUGAAACAUCCAGGCAGGUGUGUUGAGGCAAGUUGGAGCUAAACUCUGCAGGGACACCGGCCCUCCAGGACCGAGAUUGGUGACCCCUGAUUUAAAUGAAACAUUGCCCUGUUUAUCAAAUGUUUCUGUGACCCGGGAUGAAGAUUUUUCAUAUUUACUGUUUUAUUUGCUGUAUUAUAAAAGUUGAUGGUAGUAAAACCACUUUAUUUUAUUUUAAAUGAUCCUAUAUAUUAACUACUGGGAAAAAAUGACUCCUGUUCCUCCAUAUGUGACUUUAGAAAGAAACUGGAGACAAAUUAACG